AGUUUUAAACUAUUUUCACAACUACAAUUAAAUACAUUUAUUUAGGUAGAGGGAUGAUCCGGUUAUCUUUGCGAAAAUUUCCAUUGAACAAGGAACUGGAAGAUGCCACAGGAAUACCUUGGGGUUGCUCGUUAGAACCACUUACACAAAUUCCACCAGAGUGUAUAGUUCCUGAAUCAUGCUCAAAACUGGCACGAUGCCACAACUGCUACAGUUACAUAAACUGUUUUACUGUAGUAAACAAGACCCACUGGCACUGUAUGAUGUGCCACUCUGAGAACGAGGUUAUACCGAGGUACGCUAAUGCUACCCCUCAACCUGAACUCAGUCAGACUUUAAUAGAACUCGAUAUCAGCCCAGAUGCUGAGGAUAACGCUCUCUGCCCGGAUCCUCCUAUGUUGCCUAUCUAUAUUGGUGUAGUUGAUGUAACCGGGUGCCCAGACUUCAUUAAAACUGUCCAGAAAUCCCUCUACUCCAUCAUUGACAACUUAGCUGACGAUUCUCUAUUCGGGCUUGUUGUGUACGAUGAAAGGAUAGGAGUUUACAAUCUGUACUGCGCGAAACCGCACGUGCGACACGUGCGCAUAGCCAACGGCUCCUGUCCCAUAAAUCUGCAGGAAAUGAUACAACAUGAUGACACUCUUGUUAGGGUGGGUGAUAUGAGGAAGAGUAUCUACGCAGCAAUAGAUAAUAUCUCCCAAAUAGCCCAGCAAGGAGGUAAUCGCUGUUUUGGGGCGGCCGUACAAAGUUUGGUAGAGUUCUUCUCCGUCUACCAGGGACACACUACUUUUAGAGCUCGACUGCUAACGUUCCUAAGUGGCCCCUGUACAUUUGGUGUCGAGGCUCUAACACAAAGACGAAGUAACACUUACAAACAGGGCAUAUUCAAGAGUAAAGAUGUUUACAAUGAGGGAGUACACAAGAAAGUUUUCCAAGCUCAAUCCAACUUCUAUAAAGAUCUGGGUAUGCUAGCCUCCUCCCGCGGAGUCAGUGUUGACGUGUACGUGGUAUCCAGUGAGUGGGUGGAUCUUGCCAGUAUCAGAUCUGUGUGUGAACUUACUGGUGGGCGUCUGGUCCACUACACCGACCCAGUGGAGUGCAGCCUCUCUAAAGACUGUGCAACUUUAGCCAAGCUUUACGGGGCAGGUCGGGGCAUGUUACGUAUCCGCACCUCCGCUCAGUUCCGUGUCUCUAAAGUGCGGGGACCCUGCGCGCCAGAUCCCUACAGAGACGACGUUCUGCAUGCAGCUGGGCUGGACUUACAUCAGGCGUUUGCUGCAGAGUUUGCGUUUUACCGCGGCUCAGUUAAUGCAUUCGAAGAGCAGAGACCAGCAAUUGUACAACUAACUUUCGCUUACACUAACGAACUGGGACAACGAAAACUCAGAAUACAGACGCUGAAGAUUUCAACGGUUGAGUACAUUGAGAACAUGUUUGAUAAUGCUGAUCCAGAAGUCAUCACAAAACUUUUCGUCUACAGGAGUCUGGACGCCUGCUACAGGUGGGGGGUAAAUGAAGGUCGGGUUAACGUGCUAGACACGUACGUGUACCUGCUAUCCCACUACAACGAGACGCUACCCUACGAUUCUCAGGAGUUUGAUGUCGAGUUCUCCGUUUAUCCUCACUUACAGAUCAUGGCAGCAUUGGUAUACGGAAUGUUCAUCUGCCCCUUCAUGUCAUGUAGACCCGAUAUUUCCCUGGAUCAAUUGGUAGCAUUCCAAUCAAAGUGCAUAUCAGCCAACCCGGAACACCUCGCCCUCCUGUUCUACCCUCAUCUCAUGAGUUUCGAGGAUCCACAUCAAUCACCCGGGCUCUCUCUACCUCUGAGCCCUAUUACAGUUAAGUCAGUGCAAAACUCCUUUAUCCUACUGGACGCUUACGACACAAUCAUUGUUCUCCAGCCACAGCUGGGUGAAGCAGUAGGAAAGGACGGAGUGGAGGCUACUGCUAUAGAGUUUAGUGAGAUUAGUCUGGAACCAAAGAACACACUUGCUGUAGACAGUAACAAAGUCAAACCAGCUGACUUAGGUACAAUAGAUAAGUAUGUGGACGAGGCUCAAAGGACUCGGCCCCUGAAUGUGAAUGUAGUAAACACCUCUAACCCCGCCCCCAUCUGCAAAUAUCUGAUAAACGACUCUGGGGCUGUCAAUAUCUGCAUGCCCGGUUCCAGCUACGAUCAUUACUACUGGAGGGGUUACAAAGCUUUCUAUAAAUUCAUCGUCACUCAGCUUCAUAGAUUGUACGACCCCGAAGGUGAAAGUGACUACGAAGAACCAACUGAUGAAAACUGUCCAGAUGUUCCUUCCAACUUCACCCAAGCUUAAAAUUGCCAUGACAUAAAGCUUAUUUAGUAGUUACCAUGACAACGAGCUUAGUUACAACAACAUUCGCAUAGUUACUAGAGAUUGCAACAAAUAAAGCAAUUUUGACAGUUUAUGAGCAUAUGGAAGAGCUUGUUUAAUAAGUACACAAUUUGACCGUAUUAAAGUUAAUUUUAGUUUGGCGAAACACUUCAACUGGUGAACUGAAGAAUUCACAUUGAUUUAUCAGGCAGCCCUAUUUCACUAUUUUUUUGCUACAAUUUUGCUCAUACUGGUAAGCAAAGAGUACUGCUUAUAAGAAGUUUCGGAGAUAUAUGGCCAGGGGUACAGUUUGUGUUUCUUUGAUAUGACCACUCUGAUAUCGCUGUUUAAUCCCACUAUUUUCAUGGUGUUUUCCGCAUUUUUCAAUCAGACGAGUAUUUGUUGGUAGGAAGUUUGAGCAUCAAAGAGUGUACACAUAUUAGCUCAUACAGCUACUCAAUGGAGUCAAUGCCACUAAAUUUAAUUUCAGCUUCAGAAGCGUGAGCUAUGAGCAAACUUAAUGGCCAGAUAUGCUGCGUAUUUAACCAAUAUUUCCAAUCGAUUUAUGGUGUUAGAAAUGAAGAGAACGAUUAAGAAACUUCGCUUAACUAUUCAAAAUCUUUAGCUAUUUAAAAUUCAAGAA
Molecule: messenger RNA, 2985 nt
Organism: Bolinopsis microptera
Lineage: Eukaryota; Metazoa; Ctenophora; Tentaculata; Lobata; Bolinopsidae
Exons: 20
Coding region: 54-2324 (756 amino acids)
Biological process (GO): COPII-coated vesicle cargo loading; intracellular protein transport; endoplasmic reticulum to Golgi vesicle-mediated transport
Cellular component (GO): COPII vesicle coat; endoplasmic reticulum exit site
Molecular function (GO): SNARE binding; zinc ion binding
Source: RefSeq, a predicted model, not a curated record